AUGACGACCGAUCAACUAGAAAUCACUCUUGCCUCAGAGAAGAGACUUGCAGCCGAGAUUCCCCAGAUGGACACGACGGGCAAAACAAACCUCUCCCAGACCCCCGAAAGCGGCAUCGUGUAUUGCAAAUCGCACAAUAUGUUCCCAAAUCGAUCGCCAGACUGCAGUUCGGCGGGGCACCCGAAGAUAAAGCCGGAGUCACCGGAUGAAUGGCUUAGGGUUAUAGAGGUCGUGGAAGGCCCGAACAGGAGCUCCUGGAAAAUAGUAUUUUUUGACAACAAACUGAGAGACUGCAUCAGAAAGGUGAUCGCCAACUACAAUGUCCACACCGGCAAUAAUAUCUGGCAAGGGCCACAAGUGACGCUGAGGUCGCCGUUGAAGGCGCUCAUCUUCAACUAUGCCGAGCUGGAGAUCCAAGCACAGUCGACCUCACUCGAUCCGACCACGCGUGGACGUCUUCAAAGUCUACUACAAGUGGUAGAUAAAGUCCACGAUCCCCUGCGGUGGAGAAUUCCAGAGUCGGUGGAUGACUUGCGGAACUUUCGCAUCCAGUAUGCCCUCCUGUGGACGCUGUUUAAGCCUGGCAGCCUAGUCGUCGGGGCGUGGAAUUCAGCGCAUGAUAUGCAGGUCUUCCAGGUGCACGAUGCAUGGUACAACUCGAAGAAAACGACCUUGCAUCCGGUUGAUAACGUCCACCUCGUGAUGAACGAGCUCGUGAUCGCCGCCUGGAUGUGGGAUUGGGAUGGGAAGGAGAUCGUUCGCACAAUGUUUGAGUUUAGGAUCCCCGAGUACGCGGGCGAUAAGCCCCCAGCGGAGCUUAGGUGCUAUCCAGUCGCAUUCUAUGAGGACGGGAAGGGACAAAGGGACCUGGACGCAAUUUGGGGGAUGUCAGUGUAUCGAGAUCGAAGGGCAAAAUUUCUUCAACACGCGCUGGAUUACCAUGACUCAAGGCUGCGGCGGUAUUCCGGAGAUUUCUAUGGAGGAAUUCCGGCGUUUCAAUUGGAUCGAGCAAAAGCGGAGAUGAGCUAUCGAGCAACUUUGUGGCACAUCCCUGCACCAGGAGUUGUAAAUAUCGAUGAAGAUAUUAUUCUCGAUACGGUGAACUACGUGCGGAAGGCUGGCGGUAGUCGAGAUUUAAACACGUUAGAGCCAACCAGCAGCACCAAGCUCUGCCACUGUCAACUAUGUCUGGAUUCUGAGACAAAGAGUUGGGUGCAUGACAUUAAAUCUAAAGUCACUCGUCCGUCCAACUACAACGAUCUCCUCCUUCCACCUAGGCUUUUUGGAUUCGCCCUGAACCGGAAGGAAUGGGGUCAGUUCUUCCUGAAUGACAUCGAACGGACUGAGCCUGCUGAGAUGGGGGAGUUUGAAGGCGAGAUGAAGGGCCUUAUACUACCGGACGAAGUCAGCAAGGAUGAGCAACGGCAUAUCUUCACGAUGGUGAGCAACCACUGGCAUGUGAUGGCGAAACCACGCAGUCAGCGGAUUGCGGACAUGAUCGGGGGGAAAGGAGAGAGCCUAAUUCUCUUAUUUCACGGUCAUAGCGGGACGGGAAAGACUCUCUAUGCGGAGUCGUUAGCGAAAUCGUCUAGUCGACCCCUGUUCAAGGUCGGCACGAGUGAUAUAGGGCUUAAUGCUCCACAGGCGGAACGAACCCUCAAGAAUAUUUUCGGGCUUGCUGAGGCAUGGAAGGCUGUGCUUCUCAUAGAUGAAGCCGAUGUCCUUCUCGACGCUCGAGGAAACGCCAACGAGAGCUUGGUUACCAAGAACGCCCUUGUCUCAGUCCUUCUUCGAGAAGUCGAGUACUUCAAAGGAGUGCUCAUAAUGACCACCAACCGUGUCGUCGCCUUUGACCCCGCCAUCCUCUCGCGGAUCCAUCACGCCGUGAACUUCGGAGAACCAAACUCCGACCAGGAGUAUAAAAUAUGGAAAUUAUGGAUCGAACGUCUGGACGAGCAGGGGUUGUGCGACGAUUCCAACGAUCUACACAAGUGGGCGAAGGAGACCAAAAAAGCAUCUCGACGACAUAUCCUGAGCGGCCGAGAAAUUCGCAAUGUCUUCAUCAUGGCGCAGAUGCUAGCCGAGAGGCCUAAUAGGGAUCUUAAGAUUAACAGAACGCAUCUCACGGCUGCGUAUGAUUAUAAGAUGAAUUUUCGGAUCGACACGGAGCAUCUGCGGACCCAGGCUAACCAGCUUCUUGCAAAUCAGAAGAAGUAG
Molecule: messenger RNA, 2217 nt
Organism: Aspergillus lentulus
Lineage: Eukaryota; Fungi; Ascomycota; Eurotiomycetes; Eurotiales; Aspergillaceae
Product: ATP-binding protein
Molecular function (GO): ATP binding; ATP hydrolysis activity
Source: RefSeq, a predicted model, not a curated record